Chara braunii is the source of this 7635-nucleotide messenger RNA. Lineage: Eukaryota; Viridiplantae; Streptophyta; Charophyceae; Charales; Characeae. The record is from the annotation of a GenBank genome assembly.
CGGAGUGUACGUGCACUCAGCAACAGGUUACGCCAUUGAGUCAAAUCCCAAUUCUGCCUGGUUAUGACCCUUCCAAUAUGUUGAUGGCCAGGGAAGAUGUUCGCACGAUUGAGCUUCAGAGAAGUGGAAGAAUGUCCUCUUCGGUGCACCUGUCCUCCACCACGGUUACUCUGGCUCCUCCAGAGCAUACACCGAGCUUUGAGGGGUUGCAUGCAAGGCAGACAAAGGCAGCACCUGCAUGGAUGCUUCAGCACAGUAGUUCAUCCUCCGUGACAAUCCCAAUGGUAUCAGGUUCUCUGAACAGGCUCCAAGGCAGAUCUUCUGAGGAUGUGACACAAGGGACGGACGUUGUUGAGCAAAGUCUGUGUGUGCCAGAUGCCUCCCUCGAGCAGCUCAUGGUUGCGUACCAGUCGAGCACAGCUGGUGCUCUUGGGUCCAGGGUGCCAGCCUGGGGUACAACCAUGCUGGGGAGUGAGUUUCGGCUUGCUAUGGGGGCUGGUCCACAUGCAAUGGGCUCCGCGAGCUUUACAGGAGUGACUGGCAUUGGCUAUAGAACAGAUGGAGGCCAUUCUGGAGCAGUGCCUACGGACAGACUUUUGCAGAAUGCCUAUGGUGGAAAGAUAAACACAGAUGCAGUACAUAUCUCUUCUGUGUCCGAGGGCAGACAAUGUGGGAUGCGAGGUGGGAAAGGAGGAGGAUCUAGUGUUCCAUCACAGGAAGGUUAUGGGAUGGCAAGGAUGAUCCUGAGUGCUCCGAUACCGGAUGAGUCGUCUGCUCGACUUUUCUCAGGACUUCAGUCGAAACAGGACGCCCCAUCAGGAAAAGGAGUGCUCACACAGGAGGGGCUUCUUCAGUCCGUUUUACAGAUUGUCGGAACAGCUCUGAAUGCGGAUGUAACGAUUGCAGCGGGAUUGCAAAUGCCAGCUCGCAUAGCAGAGACAAUUGCAUGUGCUCCUAGUGGACUUAUAUCAGUUCCAGUGAGGAUGAGCAAAGGUCUUGUUGCUGCAGCACAAGGAAAGGUGAUAAGUACGGAAGGACUGCUGCUUCCGAGCAUGGUGACAUCUUCUCUGGGAAUGAGACCCAAGUGCUUUCUGGGGAAGAUGUUCAAAGGAGAUGGGUAUGGGACCUACCUCAUUGUUAUUCUCAUCCUCCCAAUUUUGCAGACUGUCCUUUGGAGAGGAGACCAGCUCUUUACCGCAGUGUAUGAUGCUACUCUUCUGUGCAACAAAGAGUUCGUUGGCACGCUCAGCAAAGUCGUGAAUCACCACACCCAAACGUCGGCCAAUGCCCGCUGUCCCCGUACCACCGGCGAGAUUCUUUAUGUGAUUCGAAGCAAGCACCCGAAGGUGAAAUUGCUCCCUGCGCUGGUGGCGAAAUUGAACAAGUAUGACUUACAGGGCCGUCCGACAGAUGUUGAGGAUCCGCAGGAUCUUGCAUCGGGUGAUGGAGCUGGUGCAUCGGGGGACCCCGGCACGUCGUCGGCAGUGGGAGACGGUGGCCGUGACACAGGUUCAACAGGGGGGCAAGGCGGUGGUGUCGGUUAUGAUUCGACAUCUAUUCAACGACGGGAGAGGGCAGAUUUUGUAGCCUAUGCAGCCGCUUUGGAUUCCAGGGGGCCUGACCUCCCAUCGGAGAUUGCUGAGCACCUGCGGGGUCCCGUUCUGGCUGCCGCUCGCCCUCCGCGACCUCCAUCGAGUGCGCAACAGUCGUCCAUGACCAGUUACAUAGUGGAUGAGCUGCAGAAGGAGUUCGACCAGGGGGUUGCUUCGUUCUUCUUUGAGAAUGUCAUCGCCUUCAAUGCCGCGCGGUCAGAAUCGUACAAGAACUUGGAAAGGAUCAUGAACCUGACAGCGAGGUUGAGGAAGAUUUUGCGAAUGCCGGGGUACAACUACUUGAGGACGAAGGCCCUGCCCGCGGAGUACAAAGUGGUGGACAAUGAUUUGGACAACAUCCGAGAGCUGUGGAAUGUCACAAGCCUCACCUUGAUGACGGAUGGCACAACAACGACCAGCAACAUGCCGGUCAUGAACUUCAUUGCAGCUGGCGAUUCGGGGGCGGUCAUGGUGAAGAGUGUGGACAUUGAGGGGAAGGACAAGUCGGCUCCGGCUUUGGCGAGGAUGUGGGAGGAGGUCAUAAGGGAGUUGGGGGUGCAUAGGGGCAGGGAGAUCACAACCUUCAUCAAGCGACAUCAGCGGGCGUUGGCGAUGUUCUGGAAAAGUGGGAGGGAGUACAGGACACGGAUGAACAUCAAAGAAGGGAGGCCGUUGGAGUUGAUCCAGCCGGGGGAGACUAGAUUUGGCACAAACUUCCUCAUGCUGCAGCGACUUCGGGAGUGUGAGGGCGUGUUGCUGCACACUGUUUCCAACCCGCGGUGGGAUGACUCUCCAUGGGACGGGACAGCAGCGACACGGGCGCGGUCGUGCAAGGAGCUCAUACGAGACCCUGCUUGGUGGUUGACCGUGGAGAGGGCAUGCACCUUGCUUGAGCCCGUUUUCGCCUUGAUGAAGAACAUGGACAGAGAUGGGAGGAUGGGUAUGCAGGUGUGGUCGUUGGGCAUCACGCUGGAGAAGAGAAUGGUCGUGCUACCCAUGGAUUGUGAGACAAGGGAGUUCGUGAUGGCGAAGGUCAAACACCAUGUGCGGAUGAUGGCUCUGCCUGUGCAUGCAGCGGCUUGGAUGUUGCACCCGCUCCACCGAUCACCUCGACUCUUCGACGACAUGGAUUCCGAGGAGAUUGCAAACACGUUGACACACUUUGCUUCGGUUCACCCGAAGAAUUCAAAGGAGUACAAAGAGUGUUGGAAAUCCCUUAAGAGUUUCCAUCACAUGGACCCAGAGUGGUUCGGGAAGAACUCUGAGGAGGCUUUGACGGGCGGUCACGUGUCUAUGGCGCAGUGGUGGUUGACUUAUUUGAAGAGGCACCCAACCUUGACGAAGAUCGCUGUCAAAGUGCUCAGCAUGUGGACGACAGCCUCUCCUUGUGAGAGGAAUUGGUCCACGUUCGAUCUCAUUCACUCGAAGAGGAGGAAUCUGUUGAGCCCGGAGAACCUGGAGAUGCUCGCGAAGAUGGGAUUCGUGAACACCGAGCAGCUAGAGUGGGAGACACCUGAGGACGACGCUCGUUUCGACGGUUUCAUGCGAGAAGGGGAGUACGGCCCCGCAAAGGUGAAGAGGAGGGCUGCCAACUGGUCGAAAUCUCGAGGGCGCAGAUCGAAGAGCACCAGAUUCGACGUGCGGGAGAUUCAGGAGGAGAGGGCGGAUGACGGGGCAUGGCUCCUUGAUCUUUCCUACCGCCCUUGCCGUCUCGCGGAUGACGACCGCGGGAAGACCGCUGCUGAUGUUGAUGAGGAGGAGGACGACAGAGACGACAACGAUGGUGAUGAUGAGUUACUCGAAGUGCAGCUCACAGACAAGCGGUUUGGCAGGCGAUCGGGCGGCGGGUCAUGUUUCGCGACACAUGUCGACAUCACGCCGCUGGCUGGCCCUGCAUCCGGUGGCCCUUCGGCGGUUGCUACGUUCAUGGCACCAGCACAGUCUUGGGUGCGCAACACACUCCUCACCGGCGACCUGCGGUCGAGGAACCACCCACAGGGUGGGGGGCGACAGACGGGGGAUCGGCGGAUGUUGACCGGGACAAUGCUGCUGCGGGGGAUGUUCAAAACUUUGGUGUGUCUACGGACGUUCCGGUUCCCGGCGCUGCUGAACGUGAGGAUGGAGACAUGGGUGCGGACAAGGACCACCCGGUCCUUGGAACCAGCGGAGGGCACCCAGUGUACCGGCGACGAUGUGUUCUCCACUCCGGACCCGGGGUUGCCGCUGGCUGAGGGAUUCGCCUCCCUAUUGCACCUCGUGGCCCCCAUUGCUGCAAGAGGCUCCAAGAAAGACUUCGGGGAACACCUGGUUGCAAUGUCCCCCAUGAGGAGUGAUUCCGAGGGACAGACUCCUGAUUGGGCCAGAGUCACUAGACAGACUUCGGAGUGGGCCAGAUUCACUGGACCGAUCCCUCCCGAUCAGCUGUUGAGCAAGGAUAUUCCCACGGAGGCCGGGGAAGGAUGGCAGGGCAUAGUGUACAAGAGGAGGGCCCGAGCUGCUGGACUUGACCGCCUACAAGAUGCAGCUGCAGAACAUGAGCCAUCGUCGCCGCCCGAAAUCAACGUGAGCUUGGUGCGCCAAGUGAAGAGUUUGGUGGGCAGAAAGAAAGUAGGGAAGAACAAGCCAAAGGAGACAGCGGAACCGUCGAGCCGAGGCAGACGAGGCAAGGGACGCAAGACAGCCACACCGUCGGCGACCUUGCAAGAGAAGCGUGCUGUUGUUCGGCAGGCAAAGAAGAGGAAGGCACAAAAAGUUCAGAAGAUAGCCAGUGCGAAGAGGAGGAAGUGUGUGCAAGAGGACGAUGAGUCCGCAAGCAGCAGCGCUGCGUCUUCUGCAGAGGAAAUGAAAGCGCGGUCGAGUGACGCGUCGUCGUCGAGUGACACAUCAUCAUCGCCCGACACGUUCGAGGGCAUCUGUUAUGCACUGUGGACUGGUUCUGAGAAGGUGCUUCCUAAUGCAGAAGCAGUCAUGUCAGAUGCUGUGGUGUCACUUCCCUUCCUAUUAGCGAAUCGGGUUCGCUCACUUUGCUAUGAUCGGCUUGGCCAGAGAUUCAAUGCAAUACUGACAAGGAUGCCACAGGGUGUUGUGUUUGUGGACGAUGGGCUUGGGCCCUGCCUUGUAAAUCCAACAGCUGCCAAACUGCUGGAGGCACCCUCUCAUGGUGAAGUGGAUUCCGCAAAGAUUGCAGCAGGGAUGCGAGCACUUGCUGCUCGGGCUAACAUGAAAGCCGAUGUAUAUAGGUGGUUUAACUCUGUAGCUGGGGACCCCAACAAGGAGGUGGAGGAUUACUGGGAGUUGAAGAAUCCACGAUGUGUUCUGAAAGUGCGCUCGUACCCAGUGUCCAGCCAAGUUACACAUGGCAGGAUCUGGCUCUUUGAUGAUAUCACAACAGAGAGGGACGCUCAGGAAGCCAUUCAGGCUGCUGAUAGGGCAAAGAGUCAGUUCCUUGCUAUGAUGAGCCAUGAGCUUCGCACACCAAUGACAGGUGUACUGGGAAUGGUAGAACUACUGCGCCUCACACCCCUGACAACUGAGCAGUCCCGACUGGUCAAAGUACUGCAAGGCUCUGCAGAAGGAUUAAUGUACGUGUUGAACGAGAUCCUGGACUUCUCCAAGAUUGAAGCUGGUCAUCUGACACUCGAGGCUAUUGAUUUCCAUGUGGGCGACCUUCUUCAGCAGAUGACGGAUCUCUUCUCGGGGAAGGCAUUGGAGAAGAAACUUACGCUGACUAUUGAUUUGCCAUCAAAGGAGGACCUUGUUGUUAAAGGAGACCCUGCAAGACUGCGGCAGAUCAUAUCGAACUUGAUAUCAAACGCUAUUAAGUUUACUGAGAGUGGUGGGAUCAGCAUAAAGUGGAAGAGGGCAAGUUUGCCGAUUCUCGACCAUGUUCCAAUUGAGGGUGAAGGUGAUCAGUUGAAGUGCAAGUCGGAAGAGCCCAAAUAUGGUAGUGAAGUGCCCGAAAGAAUCGCAGCAGGCCAAGAGAAUAUCAACAAGCAGAAAGACAUUCGGAAUUACAGCUUGAGAGAGCUUUGGAGUUGUGGACGUGGGGCAAUCUAUUGUCCGGACACUACAAAGCUGCACUCUCUGGGACGCAGCAAUGGGCCAAAGGAAUGUCCUGAUCCCUAUCAAGGAUGCAGUGCAGAAACCAAAUUGGGCAGCAAAGUGGAUGAAAGAGGAAAAUACAUCAACGAACAUAAUCCAAUCCAGCAGAACCAGAACACAGGUGCUGGACAGGCAGGAAAGACAAACAGAACAAGAGAUACAGUCGUGGAUAUGGCAGACAAUGACAGCAGCAACGCCAAUGGAGACAAGUCCCAACGAAUAUGGUUUGACAUCAGGAUUUCUGACACCGGGGUUGGGCUGAAUCCAUCUCAGAUGUCACGACUUUUUAAUUCCUUCACCCAAGCAGACAGCAGCACUACAAGAAAAUUUGGUGGAACAGGACUAGGGCUUGCAAUUUGUCGUGGUUUGGUCCAAUCGAUGGGGGGAGAAGUAUGGGUGUGGAGCGAGCCAGGUGCCGGAAGCACUUUCGGUUUCAUUGUUGGGCUACUGCCUGCAGAUGACCCCCAGAAACUGCUGAAGAAAGAUGAAAAUUCAGCUCAAGUCCGUCCGGCAUACUUGGAACCAUCAACCAGUGAAAAGCCGCCACUCAAAAUCUUGGUUGCAGAGGACAACAUCGUGAACCAAACACUGAUAAGGAAGAUGCUGAAGCACUUUGGCCACGAGGCAAAGAUUGUCGGGAACGGCCAGCUUGCAGUCGACGAGGUCAAGCGACCAGAUGCAAGGUAUGACAUUGUGCUCAUGGACCUGCAGAUGCCAGUGCUUGACGGUCUUUCGGCGACAAUGGCCAUUCGGCGACUUGACAGCCCUGCAUCAAAAAUCCCUAUAUAUGCCCUCACUGCGGAUAUAUUCACCAAGACCAAAGGGAAACUGGAAGACAUGGGUCUGGACGGGUACCUUACAAAGCCGAUCAAUUGGCAGAGUAUGUCGGAAACUCUCCGGAAGGUAGCAGAGCAGCAACAAAGCACUUCAUCGGUAGCAUCAUCCGAGAACCCCACAUCCACUCAGGGACAGCAGUCUUUUUCUGACUCUGUGCAAGAGUCAUUAAUGAAGUUGGGCGAACCUAAUGCAUCAAAGUCUCUGCUAUCAUCUGCCUUGUCAUUGGUAUCCUUACCAGUUGAAGUGGCUUCAGUGCGGCUGUCAGCACCAGCGUCUUCGUGUUCAAUGUCACAAUGCUCUUUACCAGUGCCUCCGAGCAACGGUGAGGCUGUGGCGGUUUUAGUGGUACCACCCUCAGGGCCAACAAUGGUUUCACCACACUCCCGAGACACGUCUUCCAGCAGUGAUGAUGCAUCGCUGCAACUAAGUUGUGGCAAUUCCGGGAUGCAACUUCAGUCUUCGGUAUCUGAAGUGCUCUCAACGCCAGCAACGCGAGCUUCAGGGGCACCAUCCUCAGGACCGAAAAUGGUUUCACCACACUCCCUAGCCAUGUCUUCCUGCAGUGACGAUGCAGCUCAGCAGCCAAGUCGUGGUGACUCGGCAGUCCGUCUUGAAUCGUCAGUAUCUCAAGUGGUCUCCAUGCCAACUUCAGGGUCGCUACCAGUUCCAGCACCGCUCUUGUCAGUGUCGCAAGUGAUAGCAUCAUCACCCAGUGGAUUAGCUUCAAUGUCGAUGUCAAUUUCAGCAUCAACAUCAUUCCCACCAUCUUCCUCCCCAAUGCCUCUGAGCAGUGAAUCGGCACUGGUGUCAUCACACUCCUUAGCCUGUUCUUGUGGUAGUAAUGAUGCAGCACUGCAGCCAAGGGAGGGAAAUUCAGCAGUGGAUUUUGAAUCAUCGGUGGUAAAGGGACAGCAGAUGCUGUGGCACUUCAACCAGGUUCAAUGUCCACGUCAACUUCAGCAUCAGUAUUAUACCCACCAAUGCCACCGUGCUCCUUCCCCGAGCCUUUGAGCAGCGAUUCAACAGUGGUUUCAUCACACUCCUUAGCCAGUUCUUGUGGUAGUAAUGAUGCAGCACUGCAGCCACGGGAGGGCAAUUCAGCAGU